UGAAAUAGACCGUUAAGUAGAGCGUGUUGUGCAAACUCUGCGCCCUGGGGGGUCGAGGCUAUGGAGACCCCGGCCCUUCCCAGGCUCCUGCUCUUUCUGUUCUUAUUCUUGGGAUCUGGUCGCCUCCCGGCGACCUGGGCGAGGUCCCACUUUCUGCGCUAUUUCUACACCGCGGUGUCCCGGCCGGGCCCUGGGGUCCCCGCAUUCACGGCCGUUGGCUACUUGGAUGAUCAGCAGUUCGUGAGGUUUGACAGCAACAGACAGAAGGUGGAAGGUCUGACCACCUGGAUCCAGGGGGGCCAGGGGCCGGACUACUGGGAGCAGCAGAACCAGGAAUUGCGGGGCACCCAGCAGAUUUUCCUCCAGAACCUGCAGGUCGCUCUGAGCUACUACAACCAGUCCGAGGGUGGGUAUCAUUCCUACCAGGAGAUGUAUGGCUGCGAGCUGCGGACAGAUGGCUCCACUGGGAAGGCGUACGACAGGUACGGCUAUGAUGGGCAGGACUACAUCACCCUGGACCUCGACACGCUGACGUGGACGGCGGCCAAUCCCGAGGCCCAGUAUACCAAGCGGAAGUGGGAGGCCAACAAGAAAAAGCUGGAGCUGGAGAAGGCCUACCUGCAAGGGCAAUGUGUCUACUGGAUCAGUGAAUACCUGAAACUGGGAGGGGACAGUCUCAACCGGACAGAGCCCCCCUCGGUGCGGGUGACCCGUCACCCCAGCCAGGACGAGGACAACGUCACGCUGAGGUGCCAGGCCCUCGGCUUCUACCCGGCGGACAUCAGGAUGAGAUGGCAGCGGGAUGGGGAGGACCUGACCCGGGACACGGAGCACGUGGAGACGCGGCCCGGUGGGGACGGAACAUUCCAGAAAUGGACGGCGGUGGUGGGGGUGUCCCAUGGACAGGAGCAGAGAUACGUCUGUGUCGUGGACCACGAUGGCCUGGCCAACCCCCUUGCCGUGGGCUGGGUUUCAGAUCUGUCCCCACGCAAAGCAGUCAUCAUGGGGGCUUUGGCCACCGUCCUCAUCGUCACCGCAGUACUGGCUGGAGUCGUCAUCUUGAGGAAGAGGAGACCAGGUGAGCAGCAAAGCUACUACAUCCCGGCUGCAAGUGAGUGAGGGGAUAGGAAGGGAGUCAGGAGCUGAGUGGAGGGGUCACCGCGGCUCCUGGUCCUCCUUAACUAUCCAUUUCCCUCCACCGACUGAGGGAGCCGCCCACACGGGAUCCGUCUGGGAAUACUUGUUGCAUGAAGGUGCAUGGACAUUUGGUGACCCACCAGGCCCUGGACAUAAAAAGGGGCGAAGAGCAAUGUUUCCAGAAAACUCCAUGCCUGGAACCUGUUAACACCUCAGGACCCCUCCUCGAGGGGACUCAACCCAGCCCUCCCUCUUCGUAACUGAUGGACCGUCAGUCUCCCUACCCUCAAAGCCUUGUCGAAAGCACGUCUCCUCCAA
This is a messenger RNA of Ornithorhynchus anatinus (platypus), 1455 nucleotides long. RefSeq names its product MHC class I-2 antigen. Gene Ontology annotation, biological process: immune response. The record is from RefSeq and is a predicted model, not a curated record. Lineage: Eukaryota; Metazoa; Chordata; Mammalia; Monotremata; Ornithorhynchidae. The transcript has 6 exons. Bases 61 to 1119 code for a protein of 352 amino acids. Gene Ontology annotation, cellular component: external side of plasma membrane.